Molecule: messenger RNA, 1967 nt
Organism: Leptonychotes weddellii (Weddell seal)
Lineage: Eukaryota; Metazoa; Chordata; Mammalia; Carnivora; Phocidae
Source: RefSeq, a predicted model, not a curated record
ACUUCAUGCUCAUUAUGUCUUAGAGGUGCUCUUUGAAACAAAGAGAGUCCUGAAGCAAAUGCCGAACUUCACUCACGUAAAAACUUCUCCCUCCAAAGAGUUAACAAUCUGUGGUGAUUUGCAUGGGAAACUGGAUGAUCUUUUUUUGAUCUUCUAUAAGAAUGGUCUUCCCUCAGGGAGCAACUCAUAUAUUUUUAAUGGUGAUUUUGUAGAUCGAGGAAAACAUUCCAUAGAGAUCCUAAUGAUCCUGUUUGUGAGUUUUCUUGUCUACCCCAAUGACCUGCACUUGAACAGAGGGAACCAUGAAGAUUUUAUGAUGAAUCUGAGGUAUGGCUUCACAAAAGAAAUUUUGCAUAAAUAUAAGAUGCAUGGAAAGAAAAUCUUACAAACCUUAGAAGACGUCUAUACCUGGCUCCCAAUUGGUACAAUCAUUGACAAUGAAAUCCUGGUCAUACAUGGUGGGAUAUCAGAGUCCACAGACUUAAAUUUGCUCCACCGUAUAGAAAGAAACAAAAUGAAAUCUGUGCUGAUGCCACCAAUUCCCUUAGUUGAAGACCAUGAUACUGACUUGAAGACAAAUAAAGUAGGUGCAACUCUUAUAUCUCGGGAACUCAAAACAAAUGGAUCCCUUUCUGAGCAGUUAACAAAGCAUGAAUGGGAACAGGUUAUCGAUAUUCUGUGGAGUGAUCCCAGAGACAAGAGAGGCUGUUACCCAAACACAAGUCGAGGAGGGGGCUGCUAUUUUGGACCAGAUAUUACCUCCAAGGUUCUUAAUAAAUACCAGUUGAAGAUGCUCAUUAGGUCUCAUGAAUGUAAGCCCGAAGGGUAUGAAAUCUGCCACGAUGGGAAGGUUGUUACUGUAUUUUCUGCUUCUAAUUAUUAUGAAGAAGGCAGCAAUCGAGGAGCUUACAUCAAACUGUGUUGUGAUAUGACCCCUCGAUUUUUCCAGUACCAAGUAACUAGGACAACGUGCUCGAGGCCUCUUUACCAAAGGGUGAAUGUUAUUGAAAGUAGUGCCAUCAGGAUAUUGAAAGAGAGAAUGAUUUCACGAAAAACUGACCUCAUUCAUGCUUUCCAACUUCAAGACUGCAGUAAAUCAGGAAAACUUUCUAUGGGCCAGUGGGCUUUUUCCAUGGAGAACAUUUUGGGGCUGAACUUACCAUGGAGAUCCCUGAGUUCUCAUCUGGUAACCACAGACAACAAUGGAAAUAUUAACUACAUGUCCAGCUUCCAGGAUAUCCACAUUCAGAAACCUGUGAAAGAGGCUCAGUCUACUCUAAUUGAAACUCUGUACAGAUACCGCACUGACCUGCAAAUCAUCUUCAAUGUCAUUGACUCUGAUCACUCAGGCCUGAUUUCCAUGGAAGAAUUUCGUGCCAUGUGGAAACUCUUCAAUAGUCACUACAGCAUUCAUAUUGAUGAUUUUCAAAUUGAUGAGCUCGCUGAAAGAAUGGACUUAAACAAAGAUGGAAGCAUUGACUUUAAUGAGUUUCUAAAGGCUUUCUAUGUGGUGCAUAAAUUGGAUAAGUUGAACAAAUCAGAUGGCAACCCUCCUUAACAAGAACUAGAGCUUUCCCUCCUGUAAACUCUUGGGCCCAAAUCACUGAUGCCAUCUUUCCAGAACCCUUGUAAUUCAUAAUCAGUAGUAGAGAAAAGUAGACCCCCAUUCAUACCAUGAGCAGAUGUAUAAUGUGGGUUUCUGAAGUCCCCAUGAAGCAGUAAUUGGUAAAACUAGAUUAAAUGUCAGCUGAUAGGAUUUGGCUCCAGUGUUAGGACUCACACAUUGCCAGGUAGAAACUGGAUUUGAGCCUAGUGUUGGCCUCUUGGACCAGGAGACCAGAGCAGUUUGGAAACAUGUUGAAAGGAACCCACAGAGCACCAGAGAAAAGUGCAACAUGUGUGAGUGACUGAGGGAUGGGAGGAGGAAUACCAAACUAUUAAUGGAAUAAAAUAUGUCCAUCUUUAAA